Molecule: messenger RNA, 1430 nt
Organism: Papaver somniferum (opium poppy)
Lineage: Eukaryota; Viridiplantae; Streptophyta; Magnoliopsida; Ranunculales; Papaveraceae
Product: F-actin-capping protein subunit alpha-like
Exons: 10
Coding region: 248-1162 (304 amino acids)
Biological process (GO): actin cytoskeleton organization; barbed-end actin filament capping
Cellular component (GO): actin cortical patch; F-actin capping protein complex
Molecular function (GO): actin filament binding
Source: RefSeq, a predicted model, not a curated record
GAACCGCGUUGGCAAUCCCUUUCCCCAAUUUAAUAAUUGUCUAAAUGCUUUUCUCAGAUUUUAAUCUCCUCAAUUCUUCCUCUUUUCUGCUUCACGUGAGAUUGGGGCCAGCACUCAGCAUCACAGUCCACCACCUCACACCAUUGCCAAAUCAUUUCAAACUCCCCGCCUUCUCUCUCCACGCAUAGAUCACAUAAUCAGAAACCCUAAUUUCCUCUGUCUCUUAGCAGUAGAAUAAUCAUCAACAAUGUCUGACGAAGAAUCUGAUCAACAACUGAGCGAUGAUCAGAAGUUAGAGAUCGCUAAAUGGUUUCUCACUAAUUCUCCUGCUGGUGAAAUCCAAUACAUUUCCAAAGAUAUUAGGUCAGUUUUAAUGGAUGAUGAUUUAUAUAACAAGGCUGCUUCUGAGGCAUUUCCUAUUUACAAUAAAAAUCAUCUCAUUUCAAUAGAAAUGCCCAAUCGAAGUGGAGAUGUUGUUGUUACGACAUUUGCGGAACUUAGUGAUACUGAAUAUCUGGAUCCUCGUACUGCUCAAGUCGCUGUCGUGGACCAUGUCAAACAAGUGUGUAUUGAUGUGAGGCCUGCUACUGAUGACGAGCUUUGCUCUCCGUAUAUUGAGGAAUUUCGAUGCGAUUUGGACGCAGAAAUUCUUAAAUACGUCGGGGAAGCUUAUAAAAAGGGUGUUUGCUCAGUUUACUGUAUUAAUGGGAAAGAUGCGGAAGGACCGGGGCUUGACUUUGAGCUUGCAGUUGUGAUUAAUGCUUCUAGGUGUAGCCCACAAAAUUUUUGCAAUGGCAGUUGGCGUUCAAUUUGGAACAUAGAGUUUAAGGAUGAGUUGCAAGUAGUGGAAUUGAGAGGCAAAUUGCAGGUUGGGGCGCACUACUUUGAAGAAGGAAAUGUACAACUAGAUGCUAGCCAUGAAUGCAAAGACUCAACUAUUUUUCAGUCCCCUGAAGAUUGUGCCCUCUCAAUUACGAACAUUAUUCGUCACCAUGAAACUGAGUAUUUGUCUUCUCUCGAGGGAUCCUACUUAAAUCUGCCAGAUACCACUUUCAAGGACCUGCGAAGGAAGCUUCCAGUCACUCGUACCCUCUUCCCAUGGCAUAAUACAAUGCAGAUAAGCCUUACUAGAGACAUUACGAAAGAACUUGGGAUUAAGUAACAAAACAUCUACAUUAGGAAAGGGGAAAUCUGUUGUUAAUGUAUACUAUGCCAUUGCCCGCCAUCCUAAAGGAAAUUUUUUUUCUAUGUAAGAAUCCCAUUUAUAGUCCAUCCUUUUGUCUGUCACAUGAAUUAUGGUAUCCUGUCACACUUUUGGAGCUUUUGUGAAAUGCCAAGAUGUGGUUUUCUAUAUAGAGUAUCAGUAUAAUAUUUCUUUUUUGAACCAAAAGCGGCUCAAGCAUAAUAUGUAUUGUCAUUUGUCAUGCAAA